ACGACACCAUGAAAAAGACGAAGAAGAGCGUACUGUAACUGGAGGCGGGACGUUGAAAGUUGUACACAAGCCGUUUACAUACAAAGCAGCGACAAUUCAUCAGAAAUGUGGCAAAAGGCUCCGAAUUUAACAGCUUCUCUUAAAUCGAAAAUGAAGAGUAACGCCAAAGUGAGACCAGCUACGGCGGCGAUGCUCGAGCUGGCGACGCUGAUGUUCCUGAAGAGUCUGGCUGAAGAGGCAAGGACGAAAGCUUUUGAAGGGAAGUCAGCAUCGAUCAGAUGUGAUCACGUCAAAGACGUCUCAAAGAAAUUGCUGAAAAAAGCGAGGGGUUGAAGAGGGUCGUCGUGUUAAAUUUUGUUUUCGGUUUUACUUCCCUAUUCUCUGUCUUUUAUUAUCUAAAACCAUAAUGUGUAGGUUUUCUUUUUUAACAAGUCUAAAAUCAGCCAUUUCUUCUUUCUUUUUUAAGUUAUUUUUUAAAAUGCAUGCCUCUCUCAGUCCAGUUGUAAAAAUAAAAU
Molecule: messenger RNA, 515 nt
Organism: Synchiropus splendidus (mandarinfish)
Lineage: Eukaryota; Metazoa; Chordata; Actinopteri; Syngnathiformes; Callionymidae
Gene: cenpw
Product: centromere protein W
Exons: 3
Coding region: 106-333 (75 amino acids)
Biological process (GO): kinetochore assembly; chromosome segregation; mitotic cell cycle
Cellular component (GO): kinetochore; nucleoplasm
Molecular function (GO): DNA binding; protein heterodimerization activity
Source: RefSeq, a predicted model, not a curated record